GCGGACAUUUGUAGGAGUGAAAUAUUAAAAUUGUUUCCUAUUUUGCAUGAAGAUGAUCGCAGAUUUUAGCAACGCUCUUUGGGACACGCGAAUCGAGAGCGAUACAAUCAGCAGCGAUGGAUACGAAGUCAGCAACCUUAUUUCUCGCGACAACGUUAAAAAACGGCGCGGAUUUUUGGCCGAACGAUUUGUGAAACCCGUUGUAUCUAUUUUGAUCAGUUUUCCGUUUCCAAUCGACGUGAUCGCCAUAAAUGUGAACCCCCAAGUUGGUGCACAGAAGAUUUGCGGUCUAGAAAUCCUAUCAGCAAGCCUAAAAUGUUGUGGUAGACAAAGUGAGGGAAAGAUCUGUUCAAAUCCAAAUGUAAAUGGACAAAAUGGUCCUAACAAACCAAAUGAUCAGGCUUUUCAUUCAUAUCAGCAUGUUUUAAAUGCAAACAAUAUCAAAGAAGAAUUGAAAACUCUCUUUAAUCAGAUUUUGAGAGUUCGGAUGGUUGAAGGAAAAGUUGGUAAUUUUGUGAAUCCUUGUUCUAAAGAGGCAAAAGGCAAUGAGUUUAGCAGUAGAAUUCUUGGUCUCUCACCAUCUGGUAUCCAAAGCUGCAAUUUACAGCAAGGCAAUCGACUUCACAACACCUCGCAUUUGUGGAUUCGUAUCACCCAAGUUCACAAAGGUUCUGUUCCAUGUCUUGGUGCUUUGGAGGUUGUUGGAAAACCGGCAAGAAAUAAUAGUAAAUUUGUGGCAGAUUAUGCAAGAUGUGUAACUUUGAGGUUGAAACAAGAGAGGGAAGGCACUGUAUUUAAGGAAUGCACUGCUACCUCUAGCAAAACAAACGAUUCGGAACCUGUGUGUCAAAAUGAUCCAUGUACGGAUAUGUCGUCAGUUGAUAAUGUGCCAGCAGAAUUCAUUGAUCCAAUCACAUUUAACAUUAUGACACUACCUAUUCUCUUGCCCUCCGGAAAUACCAUUGAUAACUCCACUUUGGAGAAGCACAUUGCAACUGAAAGAAAUUGGGGACGGCAGCCAAGUGAUCCCUUCACAGGCAUACCUCUAGGCUCCAAGGUUGUCCCAAAUGCAGCUUUGAAAUAUAGGAUCGACAGAUUUCUGUUGUCAGCUAAUAUUAAGUUGGACGAAUUUGGUCGUACUGUGGGCUCUUCAUCAGAUUGCAAAAGUACAGCAAAACUAAAGUUUGAUGCUAUCUUGAGGCAACACAAGCAUAAAAUCAGCUCUGGUAAAAGAAAGGCAUGUGAGAUGAAUGUUGAACAACCAUCUUUGAAAAGGCAAAACCCAGGGAAAGAGAAGCAUAUUUCAGUUGAACCAAGCAGUUUGGAUCUUGCACUAGAAAAUGUGUUAAAUUCUGGACAAAAGUCAACGGAUACCCCAAGUGUUAACACAUCAUCCAUAGUUGAAUCUUCCUUCAAUCAAACAACAACUGGGUCAAGUCACGGGGGAUGUCCCCAUGAGGGGAAAACAGAUGUUUUGUUUCAACUACCUUGUCAACAUGUAAUGUGUCGUCAAUGUCUGACAUGUGCAAUACAAACAAAACAAUGCAUUUGUUGCCAAGCAGAUUUUGAGAGGAAAGAUGUUGUUCGGGUUCAUUCCAAAAGAACAUCACUUAGAGUUUAAGCUUGAAUGGGGAAUAUAGAUUAUUGUUGAAGGGAAUUACAACGAUGCUUUGAAAGAUGCUUUGAAACAACCACAACCUUGUUUCCUAGUUACAUUGUGUGAUUUCCUCUGCAAACAAAUCAGUAAAAUUUUGUGAUGAUGCCGCAUUUGAAAUAUUAAUGACUCCAAGAAACUAUUGAGUCAAGAGAUCAUUUUGAAAGUUAGUGACCCUGGCCCUUUAUAGUCUUGGGAAGUUCCUUCCUAGUGGGAUCAAAG
Messenger RNA from Dendronephthya gigantea, 1876 nucleotides. RefSeq names its product RING finger protein 37-like. Gene Ontology annotation, molecular function: ubiquitin protein ligase binding; ubiquitin-ubiquitin ligase activity. The transcript is spliced from 2 exons. Gene Ontology annotation, biological process: protein polyubiquitination. NCBI's taxonomy places the organism in Eukaryota, Metazoa, Cnidaria, Anthozoa, Malacalcyonacea, Nephtheidae. The record is from RefSeq and is a predicted model, not a curated record. Gene Ontology annotation, cellular component: nucleus. Bases 47 to 1621 code for a protein of 524 amino acids.